AACGAGGUUCGGCAUCCUCCUGUCUCUCCUCAUUCCCUAUCUUUCUUUCGUUUGCACGUUUCCUUUCGCGUACCUUCUUCCGCCUGGACCGCACUCGACGGAGGCACAUGCGACUCGGCGGCAGAUUCAAUUUGCGCGCGUGCCACCCGGGACGAGAGAAUCUAUGAUUUGCCAGUGAUUUGCGUGGGUCAAGGACUGCCAUUUCGUAUUGCGAUUUAUUUACGAAUCGCCGGAGUUUACGCCAGUGAUUUCCGUAGACGUACGGCUACCGCUUCUCUAGAUAUGGCCCAGACUUAUAAUCAGAAGAGGAAUGUAUACAGCAUCGAUCAGAUAUUGGGUCACGCCAAAGAUGAAGACCACGCGACGUCGUCUGACGCUGUGGUCGACGGUGGCGAUACAGAGCUCGGUCAUCUGAGCGAUCAUCAGAUCAACGACUCGCUGCACGAUCCCUUGAAUCUGGGCGAAUCCGACCGGCCACGCAAGGUGCGAAGAUCGCGCACCACUUUCACGACCUAUCAGCUGCACGAGCUCGAGAAGGCCUUCGGGAACACGCAGUACCCGGACGUGUUCACCAGGGAGGAGCUGGCGAUGAGGCUGGACCUUUCGGAGGCCAGAGUACAGGUGUGGUUUCAAAAUCGACGUGCAAAAUGGCGCAAGAAGGAAAAGGCCUUAGGCAGAGACACGAGUUUCAUGCACGUCGAGCAAGGAGGUGUUAACGAGCUGUCCCUUCACGCGCGGCUGCUGCAAACGGCCAGCGGCGUCCCCGGCGCGGACUCGUCGGGUCCGCCGACGGGCGCGUUCCCCUGGUUCAUACCUCCGGUUUUCCCGUCGCCCUGGCCACCGAGCGCGCCCAAGCUGCCGCCGUUGCACGCCCUCCUGUCGCAAUACAUCGGCCUGCCGUUGCCGCAGAACCUGGCGUCGCUCGGCACGAUGCUCCCGGUCGGCCUGAAUCCGAGCUCGUCGCUGAACCACAGCAACGUGAACGGCCACACCCUGGGCGGCCACUUGCACGGGCAUCCCCUGAACCUCGGGGUGCAGAGCAUACCGCAGAACCUGAGCUCGAAGAACGACAGGGAGGAGGACUCGGCGUCGUCCGACGACGAGAUCAGGAAGCAGAGCGCGGAAGUGCUGAGAGUGAAGGCGGAAGAGGCGUUACGCAAGGCGGACAAUUAACUGUGAGAGCUUACGGAUUUUUGUAAAUACGAAGGACCUGCUCGGUUCACCCGAGAGCCGUUUGAUACCAACGUAAAAAUAUUUCGUUCGGCCGUCAACACCCGCGAACCUAUAGUAUCCUGUAUGCGUCGGAAGAUUAUUUCGUUUGUCAGGCUGCAAGAGUACGGAUUCGUGUCGUUCGUGCAAUUCGGUAGGUAUUUUAAUACGCGAUGCGUCCCGGAAGGAAACGCUCUCGCCAAUGGAUUCUAAAGUUAAGAAAAAUAAAGACUCUACCCCGCGACAAAGAAUCCGUUAGUGAAUUAUUUUUGCAUUUUCUCCCGGGAUUCUCUGUAGAAUCUGGAUCUAGGAUUCGAGUAGUGUGUAUUCGAGUAGAAAGCAGAGACAACAUUUGAUACACAGUUGGAUAUUUGUUGUGACGUGUCGGUGGUAUUGUUAAUUUUCAACACAUUCGAUCGGCAGUGUAGUCCAAUCGAUAGAUCGUUGAAUGACGUACACAGCUUCAGCGCCAAUUAGAUAUUCACGUAAGACGCAAUAAUAAGUUUACCAGUCAUUGAUCAAUAAUUAGUUGCUGACUGAAUAUACGCAGACUUUUCGUCUAGAAUCAUAGAGACUCGAGGAUCGCAAAUUGGUUUAUUUGAAUGUGUUCUUAAACAAAAAAGCGAACUUGAAACGGCAAAAACGAAAAUGUAUGAUUUUGAAUAACACAACAAUGUGACAGAGACUUUAAAUGGAACAAAUGGGGUGGAAUUUCUCCUAUUCAGAAAUAUUUAGCAAAAGUAAUAGAGAAGAAUUUAUAUUAUUUUCUA
This is a messenger RNA of Vollenhovia emeryi, 1979 nucleotides long. It is a transcript of the gene hbn, whose product is annotated as aristaless-related homeobox protein. The record is from RefSeq and is a predicted model, not a curated record. Bases 283 to 1173 code for a protein of 296 amino acids. Gene Ontology annotation, biological process: regulation of transcription by RNA polymerase II. Gene Ontology annotation, molecular function: RNA polymerase II transcription regulatory region sequence-specific DNA binding; DNA-binding transcription factor activity, RNA polymerase II-specific. Lineage: Eukaryota; Metazoa; Arthropoda; Insecta; Hymenoptera; Formicidae. The transcript is spliced from 4 exons.